AUGAGUGUGUGUAACAAAAAUUAUUUAUAGGAAACCUUCCCACAAUAUGUUGAUGAUUAGCUAAAUAGAGUUGCUGAGGAAGACAGGAACAUGGAUAAAUCAUAGAGAAUUUUUAACAUAAUUGAUAUUUUGAGUGAACUUAAGGUUUUAUCCUUUGGGUUAGCCACUAAAUUGAAAUCUUAAGAAGGAUUUAUGUUAUUCCCACAAAUUAUAUCUGAAAAGUACAUAAUUGAAUUUAAAGAUAUCAAAUCUUGUAAAUUGAGAAAGAACGAACCCUCUUAUUUUUAAGCUUGGGCAUUUGUGAAUUUAGAAUUAAUCGAUAUGUACAAGUUACAAACAUUUUUGCGCAUUUUAUGUAUUUUAGCAUAUUUUGAGUGCAAAAAAUAUUUUGAGUCUUUUCUUGUAGAUUAUAAGUCCAAAUAUGAAAACGAUCUCUUUAAAGUGUUUUUACUGUUGUAAACACAAAAAAAAGAAUUUUAAAUAGAAGCAGAUAACUUCUUUCUCCAAUUAAUUGAGAAAUGUGAAUGUAAAAAUAAUUAGUUCAUUUCAUAUAUGACUAAGUUCUGUAAAGAGAAGAACAUGCUAAAAUGCUUGGGAUAUUUGGAAUCAAUAAAAUCAACAAACAAAGUUUCUUCUGAAAAACGUAAGGGUUUUCAAAAAUUUAAAGAAGAACUAGUGAAAAAAGAGUCACUGUAAGAAUCACAAUAAACCUCUCAAUAAAUUGUAAUUUAACCUUAAAACACUUCCUAAAUCAUAAAGAGACAUUCAUCAAUUUUCCCCAGGAAAUCAUUGGAUUAAUAAAGUCACUUGAUCUAAUUUUAGGAAUCAGCAAAGGAUUUGAUAAAAUCAAUUGGAAUGAAUAGACCGUCAUUGACAAUGAGAACCAUGAAGGAUGGAAUCAAUCACAAAUAUAAGCGUGAAAAUGACAAUAGACAAUAAAGAUAUAUAUAAAGUGAAAUAAGUUAACAGAGAUAAUUUCAUGAAGAGGUUUGCCGAAAAUUGGAGAUAGUACAAAGGAGGAGAGUUGCUUGUUGGAAUUCAGAUUGUUUGGCUCCUGAAACUCCUGAAAUUUAUAGUGAUUGA
This is a messenger RNA of Paramecium tetraurelia, 1083 nucleotides long. RefSeq lists its product as uncharacterized. NCBI's taxonomy places the organism in Eukaryota, Ciliophora, Oligohymenophorea, Peniculida, Parameciidae. The record is from RefSeq and is a predicted model, not a curated record. The transcript is spliced from 4 exons.